AUGUUGGCGUGUAAAUUAAUUUCCGAAGGCCAGACUUUGGACUUGAGGAGGACGUGGGCUAAUUUCCCGAUAGCCUGCAAGCUAGCGCCCAUCCCAGAGGGAGGCGCUGCUGCCGACGACGGUGAGGAGCAAGAAGAGGAUGAGGUGCCGCUUGUUCGGAAGAGGCGAGCUGCUGAGGCCACCCGAAACCCUGAUGCGGACCGAGCUCUAUCGGGGGCAUCAGCCGGUCCCUCCGGCCAAGGUGAGGAGAUGGCACAGCGAGGGGAACCUGACAUCCACUUGAUGUUCCAAGAAGGGAGAUCCAGCUCAGGUCCCCUUGUGAAGAAAAUCUGGCUCUCAUCAAAGAAGACACCUCCCCCGGCUGCGACUGCGGUCUUGGCUCAACAUCACAGCAUAGCUCGGGCCAGGGCCAAGAAUGAUGAACUUAAGGCCGAGCUCCAGACUGCUCAGGCCACCUUGACUGCGACUCAAGCUGCCCUCGUCGCCACUCAACAAGGUGAACAAAGUGCCAAUGCUGCCUUGACGGCGGCCCAAGCAGGCAAGCAGGCGGCAAAGGCCGCCUUAGCUGCGGCUCAAGAGGGUAAGCAGGUGGCAAAGGCUGCCUUAGUCGCAGCUCAAGAGGGCGAGUAA
Molecule: messenger RNA, 630 nt
Organism: Humulus lupulus (European hop)
Lineage: Eukaryota; Viridiplantae; Streptophyta; Magnoliopsida; Rosales; Cannabaceae
Exons: 3
Coding region: 1-630 (209 amino acids)
Source: RefSeq, a predicted model, not a curated record